UUCCACGCAUGCUCAAAUCUAGUACCAAACGAUGUGGCAUAAAUAAUCCCUUUAUUCCAAGCCCUGCGGCGGUCAGGUUCUGUCAUUGGUCGAACGGCCGCCGACGCAGACGAUCUUGACACACGUGUGAUAGCCAUGAGUAGCCCCUAGAUUGCAUGAAUUGCGUCACUAUGGGAUACCUGCUACAUGUGCUUUAAUUUUUUGCGGAAAUUAAAAAAGAACUUUUAAUAAGCAACCAUUAUCUUCGAACUGAGCCGCUGACAGCGUAGAAUAGUUUUGGCGGGAAAUUUCUUCGAAUACUAACAAGCAGACGUUAAUUUUGAUAAAAAGAAAGGACAGUUGAAUUCCUAAGAUACAAGAAUACAUAUAUAUAUUUAUUUACGAACAGUAAAUCAGGAAGCGAAGAUAUUUAGCAGCGAAGUAAUAUCAUUUCAAAAUAUAGCUAUAUCUUUGAGUAUAACAGUUGGAAGCUACAAAAAGUUCUCUUAACUAGUUCGCCAGAUUGAUUAAAAAAAGAAACAGCAAAAUAUAAUAAUCUUUUCCUCGAGAAAAGAAGGAAAAAAAACUGUUUACAUGAUAAAUAUUUGAAAACAUUAUAAAGAAAUGUAGAAUAUAGCGAUAAGCUUAUCGCAAUCCUUAUCAAAGCUGCUGUAAUUUUUUUUUAUACCUUUAAAGAUAAUUUCUUUUUCUUACUUUAUUCUAAAGAACAUAAGGGCUGCAGGUGCCUGGAUGAAAUAUUCCCUUAGAGUUUUGGCAUCAAAACUUUACUUGACGAUGCAUCGAUGUGAAUGAAAACAUGAAAUAUCGCCAAAAAAAGAAAGAUGCGGCAGCUUAAUUUAAGCGCCAACUGUUUGUUAUCCAGCUUCUUAAGAAAUGAAAUAAUGUGCGAAGUAACCAAUACCAAUAGACUGAAAUCAGCUUACUACAGACCAGAUUUUCUAGCCUUCAUCCUUACUGCUUUGUUUAUCGUCUCUUUCACUAUUUUGGACUCUAAAACAUUUGGUCUCAGAGGGUGAACAUAUGGGGCUGCUAGCCUACUCUUCGUGAUAAUAUUAACGCUCCAUGAGAACUGCACCUCAACGCUUGAGAGCAUUAAGAACUAAAGUUUUCAUGAGGUUCCGUCCGCCUUCCAGAUGGCGCUUCGUUCGAGACCUGCUGCUCUUAGUUGUUAUAUUCAUCUGCCUCACUUGUUACCUCAGCUACAUUGGAUCAUUCCUUCAAACCACUGUGCCCACAGAUGGCAGCAGGUCGUCUGGUAUCGGAAGCAGCGCCCUCAAGCGGACUAUUCUGUCGCAGCUUACAUCGCAAGACAAGGGGCUACCUUUGACUAAUGAUCCCUCUUCGCCCAAUGUUCCUUAUCCCCAGGCUGCAUCGUUCGAUUAUAGGCUGGAAAGACUACUUGAGGAGAUCGAAACACAAUCUUUGAGAGCUUUAAAACAACAAAAGAAAAUCGCUAUCAUCCGUGGACAGAAGAAUGUUGUUUCUAGAGAUUUGCCACUCUAUCAAAAGACGCUGGAGAGACAUGGUUUUGAAGUACACCCUCCACCUUGGUAUCGAAAACACAGACUCGCUGACAGGAAUAGUACAGUUUAUUUUGUUAUGGACAAGCCAGAAAAGUACCAAGUAAGCCCUGAAGAAAGCGAACCCUCUGAUUGGUUGAUAUUAUUAUGCAUGGCAUUUUCAGAUGGCGAUCCAUCAUCCUGUUUUGACUGGAAAGAACUAUCAACUUUAAGACCUUAUACUUGGGUGAAUCGUAUACCUGGGAUUCGGAACGUUCUAUGGCAAAAGGAUUCUUUAUGUGUGACAACAAAUGCUGCUAAAAGACUGUCGUCUUUGAGUCAUGUUCCACCAGCUCCGCCAUGUUUUGUUCUGCCUGUACAGUUCCAUGAAUUUGUGAAUGUAGCUGAGGCCUUAGGAUAUACUAGUCAAUGGCUACUGAAACCUCAAACAUCUGUAUCUGGUCCGAAAUUGGUUGAUAUUUUUUCACCCGUUGGUCAAGCAGAGAUCGAUGAAUUCAGCAGACGAAGAGCAGUCGCUCAGCAGAUGGUGAACAGUCCCUUCAACGUGUUCGGACAACCCGUCAGUAUUCGACUCUACGUUUUGGUGACGUCGAUGCUGCCCCUCAGAGCUUAUGUCCACUCACAAGGCAUCGUGUAUCACCGAUAUAAUGAGAGCAAGAAUUUCAAAAAGAUUCCUGGAAGAACUUGGCCUCUUUCUCAGUUCUGGCAGUACGUAUCAAAGAACCAUGGUUUCGAGGCGGUCACAUCCGCAAUUCAUCAUGUACAUGAGACAAUCGUACAUCUUCUUUUGUUGGCUGAGCUCGGUCUCAUGUCAUCGCCAACUGAAGACGUGAUUAGUGGACUUGGCAAAGGCAGGCGAUUCAAAUGCGAGCACUGUUUUCAACUGCUGGGAAUCGAUGUAAUGUUAAAUAGUAGCUUGCGGGCAUCGAUUCUUGAAGUGAAUGGCCAGCCGAGUGUCCAGGAGUCGAGCAGGGAUGAGGAUCUCUUCAUCAAUAGUGUCAAAGGGGCCGUAGUUGACGAUACAGUUACUCUAUUGCUCUCCUCUACCUCCGUCGCCAAAGAGGUUGCCAAGGCUCUCUCACACGUCGCCGAUAACAGCAUAGGAAUAUUGGGUGUCAAUUGUAGAGUCAGCCAUGAAUUGUGUCUCAGUCACCAGGACUUAGUUUUUCUUACGCAAUCCAGAAGAGAAGCCCAAAACUCUGGGGGAUUCAGGCAGCUCUAUCCAUCCGUCCAAGGGGAUUUGUAUGGACCAGUUAUAGAUGAGAUUCAAAAAAGUUUGAAUGAUGAGAUGAGAGUUUUAUCAAAUAGUGAAAAUGUUUCUUCCCCGUACAAAACAGCCCAUUUACGGCAACUUAUGAUAAGUUUAGAAAAGUUUUAUGGACCACAAAAAUCGUACGAAAUGUACGCAGAAGAAGACAUGAAACUUGGUGGUUGUUGCAAGAAGAGCAAUUUUUCAGAGCCUAUUAGACAUUGGAAUUAUGGAAGAUUUUCUGAAAGCAAAGAGCCUUUUUUACCAAGCUGUAGUGAUGAUCCCACCACGAUGCCUUACUUGUCCAGUAUUUCUGUGUAUCCUCCUCUUGACCUCAGCCCUCAUUUUAACCCUUUGGUCACAGAUUAUUACGCAAACGUUAGCUAUGAUCAACUGAUGGUAAAACUUUCUGCGCAGGCGCAGAACUGUCAAACUGAAGUGCGCAUUGACGACAAAUACGGACCUAGCAGAACAACUAACUACACGCUGGGAGUAGGAGAGAAUAGAAUUAAUUUCUUACUGGUAGACAUAACACACACAGAGCCCUGGAUAAUCAAUACCUACACUCUCUUUGUGCAGAGACUGACCAUUACGCAUGAGGAGCCUCCCUUUGAUCCUGCCACUCAACAUCAAGUCUGCAGCUUACAUCAGGAAUGUGAAAUGCGGGUCUCACCAACAGAAUUAUGUGGCAUACAGAGAGAUGCGGGCAUAUCACGUGACUGGAUCUCAUAUAUGGAAGAGGUUAAUGACACUCCCAUCUGUAUGCAGGGUGAUGCUCCAGGUCGUUGGGUGUUGCCAUGUCGAUCUUGCGCUGAAAGAUCCACUUGUUUUUGGCGAGAGGCAAUGUGGCAACCCUAUGGUUGUAGACAUGCCACACUUUCAACAGAACAACUAAAACGCUGUUUGGCAGGUAAAAAGCUGUUAUUCAUCGGUGAUUCAACGAAUAGAGGUAUGAUGCAUUAUGUCAUUGAACGACUGAAUGGUUCAUUAAACGAAUGGGACAAAACUCACGAUAUUCGGGUUUACAAAAACGUGAACGACGAAAAAACGGCGGUCAGUUUUGCUUACUAUCCACAGUUUUGGCUGCCCACCAAUCAGAGACCGGUAUUCGACAAAGCUCUCUAUCACCUCAUACAGAAGUCUCGACCAUUGCAGAAUAGUACCAACACAGUCCUCAUAGUUGGUGGUGUACAGUGGUUAGCUACUCAACAUCUUUUGAUGAUGCUUCGUGCACUCAGAGUAGAGCGUUUGCAAGGUAUAAAAUUAGUGAUGAAAACGCUUGGUGCAGGUUUUCAUCUACCAGUAGAGGGCGUCCACACCUUAUCCAUGGAUGAACAAAGGAAACUUUUACUUCACAGUAUGGGUUUAGCAGACUUCGCAAAACAUUAUAACUUCGAUAUAAUCGAUACUUUUAAUAUAACCGUGCCAAGAUAUAAAGAUUUUCUACAAGGAAAAUGCGCUUGCCAUUUUCACAGGGUUGUUAAAGUUCCGUCAUUAGAUGAUGAUUUCCCACGAUGGAGAACCAGAAGGAAUACAGGAUCUGGUGGCAGUCGUCAACCCAGAUAUCACGUAGAGGGUCCCAUAAAUUCUAUUUAUAGUGAAAUAUUGCUCAGUCGAAUUUGCUCCGAUUUUACAUCGGACACGUGAUUAAAAACAUAAGCUGCUAUAGCAGAGUUUUUGUUGAACUGUUGAAUAGAGCUAUAUCUUUCCUGAGGAAAGCCGAUGUAUAUUUAUUAAGUCGAGAGAAGUCGAAAUGACAAAAUACUUGUACAUUCCAACAAAAAAUACAACACUGACACUCAGUUGAAAAUUGACGGUAACCGAUGAUGGUCAAGAACAAAAUUUUCAUCCACUUUUGAGUUUCAACUGGCGCCAAAAAUUAUAUUUAUUUCAAGGAAAUUCUGUUUGAUUUCUAUGCAUUUAUGAAUCCAUUUCCACGCAGUUUUGCGAAGAUUGACCAAUUUUCAGUUGGCUUUAGUCUUUCUUUUAACUUCGAAAGCUUUUGUGGCAACGUCAUGAAGAUGUUCACUUCUUAUUUUUGCAUUUCACCUCUCAAGUGUUCUUGAAUUUCAGCAAAAAACAAUGGGCUUAACCGAGUUUAGUUGACUUUUAUUUUCUUGAAAUUGUCUCAGUAAUUUCUUGAAAAAAAAACUGUUCAUUGCAUAAAAUAAUUCCAUUUAACAUGACUUUUAUACGUAUUUUUUUUCCUUGAAAAAGUACUUUCGUUGUUUUCAUACGGUUAUACGCACAUAUUAUUUCUUCGUUCCAUUUAUCAUUAUUAAGUAUGAAAAGUAUCUUAUGUAUUACAAAAACUGCACUAUGAUUCAAAAAAAUUGUUAGCAUUAGCGUAAAUUACACUCUGGUUCAUUUAACCCUAAUAUCAAUGUCUUGAGUCAUAAUACCCGUACCUUGAACCAUAAAAUAGUACUAUGGUACAGUACAGUACAAUUUUCUGCAGCCUUAAUGUUGUAGCAAAUUUGAACGAUAUUAUGAUUUAAUACACUCCAAAAUUUCUAACGGUUUGCUCUUUUAUUCAACAUGUGUUCGAAUAAUAACUUUUAAAUUCAAUUUGUUUAAAUGGUAACUUUCAAACGAAAAUUUUAUGAUCGCUCUAAAAAAAACUGUCUGCUAAUUAGGUAUUUGCAUAUCAUGUAAAAUGACAUAAAAAUUCUUUUGUACCAUCCUUUCUUCCUUGUAAUAGAAUUUGUUGUAAACUCUACGCAAUCCCCUAAGUUUUAUGGAGCAGAUCCCUAAAAGCUCUAGUUCAGCAAUAAAAAUUGUGUUUUUUAUUAUUCGAAUUGAGUAGGAAACAAAUAGUCCAAAAAGAUAUUUAAAUUGUUCAAAAAAUCGAAAACAUUUCUUUUCCAUCGUUAUAUUUUAAUAAACAUUUCGCAUAUAACAAGUUUCUCACUUUAGAUUUUUAAAAAAAGAACUACUAAGUAUAAAAUGGAAAAAAUUAACUUUUUUUUUCCUUUGCAUCGACUGAAAAUUAAAAUAAAAAUCAUACUUGGACAAAUAAUUUUAAUACACUUUAAAAGUUUUCCAUUGAUAUUAAUUUGCCAAAGUUUUAAUAUGCACUUUAGAAUCUUCAUAUAGUUAACCGGACCGUGGUAGCCCAAUGGUUAGAGAAUCAGACUUCGAUCUGGAGGUGCACGUGCUCGUAAAAUCUGUGGAACUGAAAGUGCUGGGGUCGGUCACUGAGCAGUACCAUGGGUACAUGAAUCUGGAGAGUAUUUUCUUCGCUUUAUAUCGAUUUCUAAAUUGAGGAAGUAGCCUCACGAAUGAGUGGUGCUGCCAUCUAUCAGUGGAGUUUUGAGCUAAGUCGUACUUUCUCCCAUGCCAUGCUCUCUUGUCAAACGUCAGGCGCACUUUUUUGACUUAAUUCAUAAAAAGAAAAUUACUGGCGACCUUGGCUUGUCCAGAUGUCAUUAGAAAGCGUCCACUUGUCCGAACAACAAUGGAAUUAACCAUUUGUAUUAAUUCGCCAGCUAUGAAUAAAAUAAUCCUAAAUUUAUAAUAUUAAAACUGUAUAUGAAAACUAUAUGAACUAUAUUAAGCAAAUCCCUUUUUUUAAAAACUAAGACUUUUAAGUCACAACAAUUUUUUUGUUUUAAGGGAAAAUUAAGUAAAUUUACCUCGAAUUCAUACAACACAUUACAAUAUCUAACGAAUUUUUGAAUCAAAGUGCAUAUGAAAGUAUUGUAUAAUCUAUCGAUUCAUUCUUAUAUAAACAUUAUAUUUCUUUCAUGUUAUUUUUCUGUGAUUUCUGAUGAAUUUAUUUUUCCUAUGCGUGUUGUUCAUAUUACAAAGACUUACGGAAUGUACUGUAUAUUCUUCUGUACAUAGAAAAAGAAAUUAUAAUUGGGGAUGUCAAAGUAUUUUACGCAGCCUUUGCUUGCUUAACCAUGAUAAAUAUGCUCAUGUAUAUUUUUAAAUUAGAUGUGUUUUGCAUUGAAUUGAUGUUAGCCAACAAUACAACUCCUAAAUAAGUUAAAAGGAAAAAAAAGAUUAUAAUUUAAACAAAUAUUUAUUAAAAAAUUUAAUCCUAAAUUAAUAUCUUCAGGAUAAGUAAUUUAUCUAGUUAGUCUCUGUAUUUAAUGUAUAUACGUGUUAAAUACUAAAAUUCAAUAUGUUCAAUGCAUUUUCAAUUUCUUAAGGUAUCUUGCGACAUUUUUAACGUCAUAUUUUUUAUAACAGCAACUUCUUUUCUUAAUAAUUUUAACAUAAAUAGUUCAUUUAAAUGAAAAAUUAUUGUAUCAGUAAGUUUUUGCAAUGACACACUAGUAAAUAUCUUAUCAUAAAUUUUUCUUACGUUAUUAAUUUCCUAUAGCUUUUAUCUACCAAAUAGAUUGAAAACUAAGAUCUAAAAUGGAAGUGGUUAAUAAGUAAGGCCGUUGAAGUCCAAAAAAUACCAAUAAUUCUAAGUUUUAUGCAUUUAAAAGCAUUAUAAGAUGCUCGUACAAAAGACCAUGCAUAUAUUGAAAGGAAACGCUUAGAUAUUGGUUUUAGUUUAUUUAAGGUCCAGCAAAUAUAUGACAUAUACUCAAAAAAAAUUUAAAAGUUUAUAAUAACAGUUAUUUGAGUUGCAUUGUAACAAGCAAGAAUAAAACUUGAAAAAAAAGAAUUAAAACUUGACCUACAUAAAAACUUAGGCGUGGCUUUCUGUGUAGGUGGGUCUUGAAAUAAAUCUAAGUUAGAAUUAUCUAGUCAAAAUUAUUUUAUAUCGAAAAUGAAGCUAAUUACUUAAAUUGUUUAGUUUCGAAAAUUAUUGUUCUAUUAAUUGAAGAGCUUACGCAUGCAUCUCUUUAAAAUGCAAAUUUAUCAAAUUAAAAUACAGAGUUACAAUUUCUUCCGUGGUUUGGAGGCUUAUAACGUGCGAAAUAUUACGAAUACACCAAAUUUUACUUUGAUAAAGAAAUAUCACAAGUUCUUUUUUUCACCAAUGUCCCUUGGGUCACAGACAGAUUUCAAACCUGUAGUCAAACUCUUGCCACACUCACUACAUCAUGGUGACUAAUGAAGCUUCGAUCCUUCCUCGUAAUUCUGUUAAAUCAUAUUGCAUAGGGGGCACAAACACAUAAUCUUUGAUGUAACCAUAACCCCAUAAAAACAUGUUUCUGUAAUCGUAAUGUUUCAAGUGCAUUUUUCCAAAUUUGCUAAUUCUGAAAAAGAAAAUUCAAGCUCAUAACUUUCACUGAUUUUUUUUUUUUUCUUUAAGGUAGCAAGAUACCUUAAACACAUUUAUUCUGUUUUCUUUAACAGUUAUUUGCCACAAAUUUAAAUUAAACUUGCGUUUAUCAUUACUAAAAUAUCAAUGAAAUCUUUUCUUUUUUUUUCAGAUUUAAUAAAAACUUUGUAUUUGAAAUCAACAAUUGUAGAUUAGAAAUAGUUUAGCUUUUCUUACUUUAACAUUAGAUAGAAAGUGCAUUUAAUUAGAAGUUCUAGAAACUUUCUACCAAUUAAAGUGAUCACAAAACGUAGAAAUAAAUACCUAUUUUUAUCAUCAUGGCACGACGUCGUCAUUGUUAGAACUUCAUUUCUGUUAAUGGUGUUUUCUUGUGCAAUGUGUAACCUUUUAUAGAAAACGCUACAUAGACAUUUUAUAAACUUACAGUAGAAUUUUCUUGUUACAUUUAGCACUACUAGUGAACAAGCAUCUACCAACUGAUUAAUUUCCACUGUGACAAUGGAACAAACAAAAUAUCAACAAAACGAAACUCUCGAAGCAUUUUAUUUGUUUAAAUUAAAAUAAUUAAUUGCAUCGAAUUUCAAAUUUUAUUUUACCCAAAAUCCAAUCUAUCUAAACAACUCAUUAAAAUUUUAGGAAAUGUAAACUAGGAAAAAAUCAUCUUUUUUUUCAUUCUAAGAGACCUUAUUACUUAAGCACUUAGACUACAUGACUAAAUAAAAAAUAAUGACAUAAUUAAAAAGUGGCUUUCUAACUCAAUACAAGCUCAAAACAGGAUCUUAUUAAAAAGGGCCCGUAAGUUACUAUUUACCGAUUUUAAUACGCAAAAAUGGCGACAUCUAUGGACAUUUAUCGGUACUAACAUAGCUGAUAGUGAUUAUAUGAGAUUGAAACUUGAUGAAAUACCAUUACCGCAUAUACUGGAUUACGUAUGCAUCAUGUAUAUCGUAUAUUGCCGAAAAUUACCAGGUUGAUAAAUAGCAAAACAAAAAUAAUGUUCUAAAAUCAUUUAUUUGUCUAUAUGUUUUGAGAAAAGAGACCCAAAUUAAUAUAUUGCUUAGGAAUACUGAUAAAAGCUAUUUACGAUGACGUGGGCUUUUUUUUCCUAAAUGGUUACUGGCAAUCAAUUGACUUCGAAACAUUAUCUCGGUUUUCAAAAUUAUUGGCUUGAUCAAUUUCGAUGGUAUUACCCACAUGUUACUCCAAAACACCUAAAGUUUGGUAAACCCUAGGUUUUAUCAAUAAAACCUGGAAUUCACGAAAGUGCUUUGGUAAAAAAACUGGAUUAGAAUCAUAUUACAGCAUACUUAGAACUUUUACCAAGCCUCUUUUGUAAAAGUUUGGUUUUUACCGGUAAAAGCUUGGAUUCACCAGACUUCGUGUUUUUACCAUUACAUUUUUUUUUCUUAUGUAUCAUACAUUUUAAUCCGUGAUUUAAACUAAAAAGGGACUUAAAAUUUUAAAAAAUGCAUAAAAAAUGGAAUUGAAUUUUAAAAGAAUCCUAAAAAUUGAUAUGCAGAUUGAUAUCCUAAAAAUUGAUAUGCUUGGGAAGUAGUUAUUUUCAAAUACAUUAGAAAAUUGAAAACAAAUUUGAAUUUCAUAUUCCCUGUCACAGCGGGAAUUUCUCAAACGGCAAGUAGUUCACUCCCGUUCGUAAUCUACGUCCAAAUAAUGAAAAAAAAACUAUUCUAGUUGAAAAUAUAAAACUGAAAAACAAUCGAAGUGCGCUUUUUACAAUACAUAUCUUUCGUAAUAUACUGGACAUCCCUAUUAAAGUGUAAGUGAAACAAAAUGUACUUAAAGAAGAAUAUUUAUUGAAUGUAUGAAAAUAUUUAUUUUGAAAAAAAGGAUACACAACUCAUUCCAAUUUAAGUGGAGCAUGAUUGUUAAAUAUUGUAGAGUAAAGUAAAGUUGAAUUUCAACUGUUUUUAUAUAAAGACGAGCAUUUGAACUGUUCAAUUGUAGUCAAAUAGAAAACUGAUGAAAGAACCAAAUGCGGCGUUUUACUGAAUUGAUUUUUAUAUUUAUAUCAAAUGAAUUAUUCGGAUAGAGAAUGUUGGAUAUUGCAACAAGAGUAUAACUUGUUUUUUGUUCAUGAAGAUGAUAGUUUAUUGUAGAGAGUAUUAUAUAAUGUACGAAUUUUAUAUUUAAAAAAAAUGCAUGUAAACUGUAGCAAUGGCAAUGAUAAUUUUCUCUUAAUUAUGGCUUGCUCAAGUGCAUGAAAUCCAAACAAUGGAGUUCACUUAUUUGUCAGAUAUUUUUAAAUUCACCAGGCAUUUAAAUAUGUUAUUUAAGAAACCUAGCUAAUUAAAAGUUUAUUCUUUAUCAGCAAGUUCUAAACGAGGCAUAACUUUGAAGGAAAAAAAACUCUAAAACAUGACUUAUUGAACACUUUUUACUCGGUUUCAUUAGAAACAUUCUUUGAAACAGAAUAGAGAAAUAAACUUAAUCAUUAUUAGUCAUUAAUAAUAAUUAACGAAGGUCAUUAUUAAUAAUUAACGAAGAAAUUUAGUAAAGAGUAAUAUCCAUGGGAGAUAUUAUUAAUAACUCCCUGUUACUAUUUAUGAUUAACUUUGAUUUAAAAAAUUACUGGCUGUUAUCAAUGGAUUAAAACUACCGUUUAUUAUUAAUAAUUAACAAUAAUUGAACAAUGUGAUUAAUGUGAUUUAAUUAUAAAAUGAUGAAUGAUUUUAAUAUAAAUCAAAUUUAUCACUUUAACCAUGAGUUACAAAUGAAAAGGGAAAAAUAAUGAGAUCUUUCAAAGAUUAUGUAACUUGAAUUUCUAAAAUGAAAAAUUUUGUCAUUGCAUAUUUUUUGUAGCAAUUUUUAAAAAACUAAGUUUUUAAAUAUCUGCUCCCUACUUAAUAUUUGCAUUCUGCAAUUGUAUUUAGUUGUUUUAUAGAAAUAUAUGGUUGAAAAUAUUGCUACAAACAUUUACGUUUUGUGUGUGUAUUUUAUGUAUGCCAAAUAAACAAUAUUCAUUGAAUAUUAUAUUUAUAAAAUUGAAAAACAAUAUCGACACAUCUUUUUACUUCGAAAAAAAAAAUUUUUUUAAUCAAACGUUUUUAAAUAAGAAAACAUUGUUUCUGCUAAUAAUAUGUGUAAACAUUUCGUGAAUCUAGAAACAUAAGAAAUUAAUUUUCUUAUAUUAGCAUAAAUUUUGUAAUAUUUAUUUAAAAAUUUACAAAAUAUAUUACAAGAAUAAAAAAAAUUAUCUAAAAAAUAUGCAUUUAAAAAAUUUGAAAAUACAAAUUUAUAAAAUAAUUUUAUAAUCUGAUCCCAGAUAGCAAGUGCAAGGUUGAUUUUAACGUCAGCAAUAAGGUUUAUCACAAAGCCCAACAAGUUAUGAUUAGCAAAUAAACCGUGCAAGCUUGAAACAAUGUUAAAUGUAACUAUACUAGUUAACACGCAAUGAGGUUCGAAUUAAGAUUUAAUAAACAACCUUGUUAUACCGAGAUUAAAUCCGAAAUUACAAAAUGAGGCUAGAAAAACCAUCUGAAAUCGAGGAGGAAUCAUUCUCAAAUUAAGAGUAGAAAGCGUUCCCAAACCAAGAAAAAAUUUACCUUUUCACUUUAGAUUUUAUAACGAUUACUGUGAAACGACGUUCAUUUGUGCAGGCUUUUAUACAUUUUCUUUAACACUUUAAAAGUAAAGUUGGCUUGAUCACUAAAUUUUUAACAAAAUCAAAAUGUUAAGAUUAGAGAGCCUGGACAAAUCUAGAAAGCAAGGUUUACAAUAAAAACUAAAAAAUUAGAAUUUUUUAUAAAGAUUUUUGCAAGCCUUUAUUCAAUCUUUAAGGAAACAAGCCUGGUAUAAUUAUAAAGUUUAAGGGAAACUUAAUUUUUCAAUCUUUUUUGGCUAACCAAAUGAAAAUACAACGUUUGCCGUAUGGUGACUUGCUAUCUGGGAUCCGUUCGAGUUUAAGCAAAUUUCAAAAUUUUUUACCCUUUUGAUGCAGAUGGAACACCAGUGACCCUUUUAUAUAUUGUUUUCUGACGCUUAAACUACAAGUAAAAAUAUAUUUCGGUAUUUUUUAAUCGUAAAAUAGUCAAAUAGUUACUAAACAAAUCUGUUAGAAUAUCGGAAUUAUGUUUGUACUAAAAUAUAAAGUCCAAGACAAAUUGGAAUUUUUUUUUCAUUCAUAUUGAAGAAUUUAUCAAUAAUUUAUUUUAUAAGUUAAAGAAAUUUCAAUGACGAAUAACUCUUUCUCGUAGAUUUAACUGAGAGAAAUUUGAAAACUGAUUGUUUGGAAAUACACUGGUGUUUCAUGGUAUAUUUCAUAACCAUAAAUUAUUAAAAUGCUAAAUAUAGUAUUUUCACUUAUUUUGACCUAAAUUAGUACAAAAUAAUAAAAAACGUAGAAAAAAUAUGUUUAAUAAAAGUUCUGCGUCAAAGAGUUAAAAACUUAAACAUUUAAUAUUUUAACAAAGUUAUGUUAAUUCUCCGUACGGCUAAUAAAAAAUUUAAUUUUUAACGAUUCUUGUAGAAGUUUAAUAAACACGCUAAUAAUGUCACACAUCUUUAAAUUAUAAAAUGAAUUUACAAAAACUUGCAUUUGUUGAAGAUAGAUGAAAUUACUAAAGUUAUUUAACUUUCAAGUGCAUUCAUAGUAAAUUAUUGUUAUAUUUCUUAAAUUAUCAUUUCAAAAUAACUACGACUAUCAGAAGUAAACUUCUGCUCAAAAUACAGAGUUUUAUUAGUAAGGCAUUCUAUCCGUCUUGGAAAUAUGCACACAAGCACUAAAGUUAGCACUAUUUUAAAACUGUAGCGAAUAGAUUUUUAAAUUUAUAAACGCUAAACCAGUUAAAUAUUGUUGAUAUAGAAUUUUGUAAAAAAAAAUAUAACUACAAAUAAAUUAAUUAUAAAAACUAA
Molecule: messenger RNA, 12829 nt
Organism: Parasteatoda tepidariorum (common house spider)
Lineage: Eukaryota; Metazoa; Arthropoda; Arachnida; Araneae; Theridiidae
Product: cadherin-like and PC-esterase domain-containing protein 1
Biological process (GO): protein modification process
Source: RefSeq, a predicted model, not a curated record